This is a messenger RNA of Notodromas monacha, 3033 nucleotides long. The record is from the annotation of a GenBank genome assembly. NCBI's taxonomy places the organism in Eukaryota, Metazoa, Arthropoda, Ostracoda, Podocopida, Cyprididae.
AGUUGUUGUAUGUGUUACAGGAGGGUGUGGGGGCUUGAGUGUGUGAGUGAAAAUGGAUUCUAGCAUGAUAUCCGAGUUUCUUGAAUGCUCCGUGUGUUUGGAGACAAUGGAUGGAACUUCGAAAGUUUUACCGUGCCAACACACGUUUUGCAAGAAAUGCUUGGAGGAUAUCGUGGAGUCUCAUAAGGAACUGACGUGUCCUGAGUGUCGGUUGCGUGUGACGACGAGGGUCGAAGACUUGCCUCCGAAUAUUCUGAUUGCCAGACUCAUCGAAGGUCUCAAGAAGGUUCGUUUGUCUGACGAGAAGGAACGAAGCGUUGCUCUUGAAGUGCCUUCCGAAAAAGACGCAAGUUUGGUGAAGAGGGAAACAAGCGCGGCUGUGCCUUCACCAUCUUCGGGAUCACACUCCAUGAAUGUCAUUGGAAUUCCUACUCGUGAAGUCAGCAAAGCGUCGAAUGAAACUAGUCCGAGGCACAAUCUCGGGGUGCAGCGGCCUUGUGCUCGUGCUGUUUAUUCCUAUUUGUCUCCACCCAUGGGUCAAUUGAGUUUCAAGGUGGGUGAUAUCAUCUAUUUAUUGGACCGACGAGACGAAUGGUUCUACGGAGAGUUGAACGGUCGCAAGGGCUUGUUUCCGAGACGCUACGUGAAAGUGUUGAUUGCUUUGCCGCCGUCUCAACCCAUGCCCGGUGUGCCACUGCCCAUUGUGACAACGUCUGCCCCUUUGUGUGUUGCAUUGUACGAUUUCUCCGACGAAAGUGCCAACGAUGGGAACAUCAAUACUGCGAAGGACAAGUGCCUUUGCUUCAAAGCUGGUGAAAUAAUCACGGUAUUGCGUCGUGUAGACGCCAACUGGGCGCUUGGCAAACUGAACGGUGACGUUGGUAUUUUCCCACUGCCAUUUGUGCAAUUGAAUCAGUUUGCUCGAGCACUUCUCAAGCACAGCAGUGCCGCCUCUGCAUCCAUCAACAGCAAACCAGUGCCUUCUGCGAACAGCUCUGAACCGCCGCGAUCCUUGCACGGCGUCAAUCAGUCCGGACUGAAUUCGCCGCCCAACGAACCCCGCGGGGAUCAUCCAACAGGAAUGAAUGGGAAUUCGAGUAGUCACCCGGGCCAGGCGACUGGGUUCGUGGCGGCGGCGACAACGAAUGUUCCACGAUGCAGAACCGCCGUUUCUCCGGUGGCCUUUGGAUCCUCUGCGUUGACGGACGUUUUGCGUCAGUUGGACCCCCUGAUGUCGCCGUUUAGGAAUCCGAUUGGUUCUACGGCGGCUACUGGGGGACAAGUUGCUGCUGUUGGUGGCGCCGCAGCCGCCGCUGCUGCUGCUCCGGGCCAACCGCAAGUCGCAUCCGGAAUGACUUAUGAAGCUCUCUAUUCGUACUCUCCGCAAAAACCGGACGAGUUGGAGUUGGUGAAGGGAGACAUAUAUGCGGUCACCCAGUUUUGUCAGGACAACUGGAUCAAGGGUGUUCAUUUAAGAACUGGACGAUCCGGUGUGUUUCCCGGCAACUACGUUCAACCAGCGAGUAAUCCAUUGGUGUCGCAGACAAACAUGGAGCAGUCCGGUGCGACUGCUUCACCAGUCGCAGUUUCUUCUCGUACUCCUUCUCGUGGAUCUGGGUUGCUGAAAAAACUCUCCACCAAAAGAAGAGGUUCGGCAGCAGCUUCUUCAACUAGUAAUUUACUUGAUGAAAGACCUGGAUUACUGGAAAGUGGAAGAGCGGAAGGAUUCGAAGAUUCUUUCGUUCCGUAUUCUCACGGUGCUCAAGGAGUUGGACUCCAUUCGAGGUCUGGCUCAUGUCCAAGUCAGCUGAUCAAUGUGACCUCGGUUACCCCGGGUCCCUCUCGGCUUUCCCCUGCUCCAUUGUCGGUUAAACUGCCUCAAAGGAUUUUCAGAUCUGUUUCCACGACGAAUGGGAAGAAAAAUCCGUCGUCGCCGGAAGACGGUGCUGUCCCAAGUCGGCGCCCGAAGACCCCACCGACCACCAUUACAGUCGAAAGAUAUAGAUGCAUCGCUGCGUACCCAGCAGCGAGUCCACAAGAGCUCAAUUUGGCCUUUGGUGACGUAGUCCACGUGCAGCGUCGGAGCAAAUCGAAAAACGGUGAUUCUGACAACUCUGAAGGGUGGUUGAAGGGCAAACACGCCGCAACCGGCAAUACUAGGAAUGCCAAGAUUGUUACCACGACCAACGCUGGCAUUUCCACCACCGCAACAGCGAGAAGCGAUUCGUUGUUUGUUCAUCGUGACUCUAAGGAGAACAAUCCAAACACUCCUUUUGAAUUCACAUCGGAAAAUAUGAAGAGAGCUGAAGCCAUUAUGGAAAAUUACCCUGUGGGUCACAAGCGUGGUGCUGUUAUUCCGCUUUUGGACCUUGCCCAGAGGCAACACGGUUGGUUGCCGAUUUCAGCGAUGCAUAAGGUUGCCGAAAUUUUGGACAUGCCCAAGAUGCGAGUCUACGAAGUCGCCACUUUCUACACUAUGUUCAAUAGGAACCCGAUGGGCAAGUACCAUGUGCAGAUUUGUACUUGCACCCCGUGCUGGCUGAGGGACUCGGAUCGUCUUGUAUCAGAAGUGAAGGAAAAGCUUGGCAUCAAGUUUGGCGAAACGACGAAAGACAAGCUGUUUACCCUGAGUGAAGUCGAGUGUCUUGGUGCUUGCGUGAAUGCCCCUAUGAUGGCCGUUAAUGAUGAUUAUUAUGAGGAUCUGAAGCCGGGAGACGCUGAGGAAAUCUUGGGCGAACUAGCUGCUGGGAAAAAGCCGAAAAUGGGUCCUAGAACUGAAGGCAGAUUCUCGUGCGAGCCCGCCGGAGGCCUGACCUCCUUGACGGAAGAACCCUAUGGGCCAGGGUUCAAAGUCCGUAGUGAUUUGUGAUAGAAUGUCGUAGCUUGUGUUUAUGAAAAAAUUGCAGACAAGCUCUUUCGGUUAUUAUCCUUUACGGAUUCCCUACUGCUAGUGGCUCACGUUUUAUUUUCUCCAUCUUUCAUGAUCCUCGCUCGAUUGUACUCGGAAUUGAUAAACCUCCGUCAAAUUCGAUA